CGUCGUCUCGCCCCGUCUCCUCCAGCGCGACCGACCAGGACGAGGGGAGCAAACAGUGCCCAGCCGCCGACGAGCGCCGAGCGCGGCGCGCGAGGCAGAGAGGGCCUUCCCGUUCGCGAAGAGGAGCGGAGGCGGAGGGAGCGGGAGGGUCGGAGAUGAACGUGUUCCGGCUCGCGGGGGACAUGACCCACCUCCUCAGCGUGGUGGUGCUGCUCCUCAAGAUCCACACCAUCAAGUCCUGCGCAGGCAUAUCUCUGAAGACGCAGGAGCUGUAUGCACUUGUUUUUGCAGCUCGGUACCUGGACUUGUUUGUUCAUUUUGUGUCUCUGUAUAACACAGUCAUGAAGCUCGUCUUCUUGGCAAGCUCUUUCUCAAUAGUUUGGUACAUGAGGAAGCAUAAGAUUGUGCGGAGAACCUACGACAAGGAUCAUGACACCUUUCGCCAUUACUUUUUAGUGUUGCCUUGUCUUCUUCUGGCUCUACUCAUUAAUGAGAAGUUUACUUUUAGAGAGGUGAUGUGGGCAUUCUCCAUUUAUUUGGAAGCUGUCGCAAUAUUUCCACAACUUGUACUGCUACAGCGGACAAGGAAUAUUGAUAACUUGACUGGCCAAUACGUCUUCUUCUUGGGCGCAUACCGCAUGCUUUACAUCCUUAACUGGAUCUACCGCUACUUCACCGAGCCCCAUUUUGUUCACUGGAUAAGCUGGGUUGCAGGAAUUGUGCAAACUCUGUUGUAUGCUGACUUCUUCUACUAUUAUAUAAUGAGCUGGAAGAACAAUGUGAAGCUAGAGCUUCCAGCUUAAGCUUGAUGUUCCUUCCAAGAUAGAUUAGGGUAAUACAUGGUAAUACAAUGGAUAUGCAGUCCCAAUACACAGCAUGAGCAUCAAUAUCACCUUCAGGGUUGUGACAUGCAUUUUAGUUAUCUGGCUUAUAUCCCUUUGUAUCUUUCUCCUAUUAUUGGGAGGAGAGGCAGGUUGGGCUCACCUUGUAACUUACAAUAAGCUCGGCACCAGGAAGCUAGGAGCUAUGAGUGUUUUUGGGAGUUUCGUGCUGCUGUAACCCUUUUGGCAAGUGAUUCCCAUUCAUACAAUAUAAUCUCUACUGUGGAACGCGUUAAUUGUUUUGAAUCCUUCGCCGUUA
Panicum hallii is the source of this 1140-nucleotide messenger RNA. RefSeq names its product ER lumen protein-retaining receptor-like. NCBI's taxonomy places the organism in Eukaryota, Viridiplantae, Streptophyta, Magnoliopsida, Poales, Poaceae. Gene Ontology annotation, cellular component: endoplasmic reticulum; cis-Golgi network; membrane. The record is from RefSeq and is a predicted model, not a curated record. Gene Ontology annotation, molecular function: ER lumen protein retrieval receptor activity. The transcript is spliced from 6 exons. Gene Ontology annotation, biological process: endoplasmic reticulum to Golgi vesicle-mediated transport; protein retention in ER lumen. The coding region runs from base 156 to 803 and encodes 215 amino acids.